AUGGCAGUCCACUUUGUGCUUUUGCUGUUCUUUGUCCUAAAUGGAGCUGAUGGGUCUCGUAUUGUUGGAGGCAGAGAUGCUCCCCCACACUCGCGGCCCUACAUGGCCUCACUGCAGUUUCGAGGUAACCACAACUGUGGAGGAGUGCUGGUGAGAGCAGACUUUGUGCUCACAGCAGCACAUUGUGAGAUAUCUAGACCGUACACAGUUGUGGUCGGAGUUGAUUCCCUGACAGGUAAUGAGUCGACAAAGCAGGAGUUCACCGCUGUUAGAUCAAUUCCACAUCCCAAUUAUGAUGGACAUGAAAAUGACAUCAUGCUCCUAAAGCUCAACCGCAAGGCCAACCUGACAGCAGCAGUGCAGCUAAUCCCCCUUAUGAGGGGCCGUCUAACAAGAACCAGUCCGUGCAUCACAGCUGGGUGGGGAGAUAUAGGUGAUAAUAACACCUUACCAAGCACGCUUCAGGAAGUCAACGUAACCAUCAUAUCACGGAGGUCAUGUCGUACAAGAUGGGGAAUGGUUCCCAUCACCGGGUCAAUGAUUUGUGGCACUGGUUCCGGUGUGUUUCAAGGCUUUUGCUCGGGUGAUUCAGGUGGUCCAUUGGUGUGUAAUGGAGAAACAGCAGGCGUGGUCUCCUUCUCUGGCCGGAGAUGCGGAGACCCCAGAACCCCUGAUGUCUACACGCGCAUUUCAUCCUUCAGGGAAUGGAUUACAACUGUACUGAACAACAAUUAGGAAAAUUAUGAUAAACAGUAGUGCGCAAAUAUGCUGUAUUGAAUCAUAUAGUUCAAGACUCUUAAAAUCUUAAAAAUCUUAAGAUAGUGCUGUGGUUGUUAA
Molecule: messenger RNA, 837 nt
Organism: Scomber japonicus (chub mackerel)
Lineage: Eukaryota; Metazoa; Chordata; Actinopteri; Scombriformes; Scombridae
Product: mast cell protease 1A-like
Exons: 5
Coding region: 1-735 (244 amino acids)
Biological process (GO): proteolysis
Molecular function (GO): serine-type endopeptidase activity
Source: RefSeq, a predicted model, not a curated record